Messenger RNA from Rotaria sp. Silwood2, 594 nucleotides. The record is from the annotation of a GenBank genome assembly. Lineage: Eukaryota; Metazoa; Rotifera; Eurotatoria; Philodinida; Philodinidae.
AUGAGUAAUACUACAACAACUAAUGACUCUUCUGCUAAACCAUUGAAAAUAAAUAAAUGGGAAACAAAUGCUCUAAAAAAUGCAUUAGAUGAUGCAUGCAAGAAGUAUUUCAAAGAGACUUUAAAUUUUACAGAAAAUUACUCAUUAAUGGAUCGUCGUCUUUAUAUAUCAUUUUUUGCAUGUUUAUUUUCGCUAUUUGCUUUAAUUUAUGAUUGGUUUUAUCCAUUUCCGAAAUCUCGUACAAUUCUCAUUACCUGUGCUAUCUCUUAUUUUAUUCUUAUUGGUAUUCUUGCAUUAUAUAUGUACUAUGUCGAGGGCGGUAGAUUUUUUACUGGUAAACUUAUUGAUAAAACUGGUCUUGAUCCUGGAUUGAACUGUGCAAUAAGUUCUAAAUUGAAAAAAUACGAUGAUAAAUAUAAUUUAACUUUGGAAUAUAACGAAGGUACAAAUAAAUCAACGAGUUCAUCAGGAGCAUUAAUUAGUUCUGUAAGCAAUUAUUUUGAUGAUAAUGGUGUUUUAUGUUAUGAUCGAUUUACAAAUGAUUUAAAAAGGAUUUAUGAUCAAGCACGAUUAAAUGCUCGUAAAGUUAAAUAA